UCCUGCUCGCUGUAUCCAUCCUAGUUGUUGUUUUACAAAGACAAAAGUACUGCUACCGGUGGCCUAGUACACACGCCUGCAUUGUUACAGUCACCCUUUUGAGUUUUCUCACCAGUGCAUCAUCCUCCUCUUCUUCGUCCCCCACCUGGAGAGAUAAUGGGAGGAGCCUCAGGUUAUGGUAAAUGAUUCAACACCAGAGCGGCUGAGAUUGACAGGAAGAGAGACUGGGAGAAAGAAGAAAAGAGAGAGCGAGCGAGCAAAAGGGAAACAGAUAAAAAGCAGAAGACGAGGCAUGUCGGCUGAGAAGGUAUCGCAGCGGCACACGUGAAGAAAGUGGAAGAAGGUCUUACAAAACUUCGACUAAACCAAUGCGGCCUCUAUGAGGUGGCCGGCCCCUCGUACUUUCUCCUGAUCUCACAAACGACCCACAGUGAUGGAGAAACAAAUGGAGGAGCUCAGGCAGCAGCUGGAGAAACAGUGUCUCAUCAACCAGGAGCUGCAGAGGCAAAACAAAGACUUGGAGCAACGUCUGCAGGAGAAAGAGAAACUUCUACAGGAGCUCCACGGUCAAUAUCACAACCUCGAGUUCCCGCCACAGGACGCCAAUGAGGUCCAACCAGAGUUUAGGAAGAGUCGCGCUGCUGUCAUCGCAUCCGAGCCAAUCCCAGAGACGGUGGAUAUCAGGAAGUCCAGGGUGAAGAAAACUGUCAGUGAGACCGGUUUGAUUGUCAAAGCCAUCCAGAAAAACGACUUCCUGAGUCGCCUGGACGACGAACAAAUAGCCAUGAUGGUGGAUCUUCUGGAGACGAGCAACAUCAGCCGUGGUUCUGAAGUCAUCCAAGAAGGCUGUGAAGGGGACAGCAUGUACAUAGUCGCAGCCGGCGAGCUCCUUGUCACACAGUCAGGUCGCAACCUGCGGACUCUAACCAGCGGUGACGUCUUUGGAGAGCUGGCCAUCCUUUACAACUGCAAACGAACAGCCACAGUGAAAGCCAAGACGGAAGUGCGUUUGUGGUGCAUGGAGAGACAGACCUACAGGACCAUCAUCACCAACAAAUCCAAGAAGAAACGAGAGCAGCUCAUGGGAUUCUUGAAAACGUCUCGUACUCUGAAGGACCUGAAUGACGUCCAGCUGUCCAAAAUCAUUGACUCCAUGGAAGAGGUGAAGUACCAGGACAAAGAUGUCAUCGUUCGAGAGGGAGCGGAAGGCAACACGUUCUACAUUAUCCUGAAAGGAGAGGUCCUGGUGACUAAGAACGUGAACGGGCAUCAGAAACAGAUUCGUAGGAUGGGGAAGGGGGAGCAUUUCGGGGAACAGGCCCUUAUACGUGAAGUGUUAAGAACAGCCACUUGCGCCGCUGACGGCCCUGUGACAUGCUUCUCCAUCGACAAGGAGGUGUUUGAAGAAACGAUCCCAGUGGAGCACUUGGAGCUGUUUGAUGACUCCAAGAUGCUCCAGGAGGCACAAGCUCCAGUAAAGUCAAGUCCCAGCUCCACCCUGAAGUUUAAGGACCUGGUUCCUGUCCUGUACCAGGAGGGUCGCUAUCAAGGAGAUCCGGUCACCCUCGGAGUUGGAGGCUUUGGCCGUGUAGAACUGAUGACCACAUUGAAUCAUGGAAGAUAUUACGCCAUAAAGAGAGUCAGCAAGAAGCACAUUGUUGCCAAGAGGCAAGAGGAGCACAUGUUGUUUGAGAAGAAGAUCCUUAAGGCCGUCCAGUGCGACUUCAUUGUCAGACUUCAUGCAGCCUUCAAGGACACACGUUACAUCUACAUGGUGAUGGAGUUUUGUGGAGGUGGAGAAAUCUGGACCAAACUUAAAGAAGUAGGGCGUUUUGACGAGCAGAUUGCCAUCUUCUGCACCUCAUGCGUAGUGGAGGCCUACGCCUACCUCCAUAAGAAGAACAUCAUGUACCGAGACCUGAAGCCGGAGAACCUGAUGUUAGACGUACGUGGCUAUGUCAAACUGGUGGACUUUGGUUUUGCCAAAGAGUUAGUACGUGGGGAGAAGACGUACUCUUUUGUUGGUACUCCUGAAUACAUGGCGCCAGAGAUCAUCAAGAAUCAGGGACAUGACUUUGCUGUUGACUUUUGGUCGCUUGGCAUUCUCAUUUACGAGCUCCUGGUGGGAAGCCCUCCCUUUUCGAGCUCAGAGCCACAAAAGAUAUAUGCCAAGAUUCUGGAUGGGGUUCUGAAUUAUCCUCCAUACUUAAGUGAAGCAGCCAAGUCCAUCAUUAGUAAGCUCUGCAGACCACGGCCAGGUCAGAGGUUAGGAAACACCAAAAACGGCAUUAAAGACGUUCGACAUCAUCGGUGGUUUAGUAACAUGAACUGGCACAAGCUGCGUAUGGCUCAAAUCGACGCUCCCACUGUUCGCCUCAUACGAAAGGGCCCCUGCUACAUCAAUUUCGAUCGCUUCCCUCAGGAUCAGACCAAGGCAGACGAGGAGUUCUCCGGCUGGGACCGUGACUUCUAACCUGUAAAAGGUCACCGCAUUGCAUUAUUUACCAUUUCCGGCAACAAAAAUAAGGUGACAAAACCCAACGGUGCUGAAAGCCAACUCAGGAAAACGCAAAAAAUAGUAAUAUUUGUUUGUUUUUUUAAUUAUUAGGCCCUGAAAUAGUGUCAAAUUCAAAACAACUCACCCGUACAAAAGCCAAAUAUUUAUAUAUGUAAGACACACUUACAGAAAAGAGUAGGAGAUGACAGCUUUUGCUGCAUGCUUUGAAUGGGAAAGAGUUGCGCCAUCUGGUGGACAAAUAGUGUAUAAAAUUGAAAACCAGUUGUUUUUGUCAUGAGGGUUUACAUGACUUACACGACUAAUAUAUUUGAAAAAUUAAGAAGGAAAUAACACAACCCUUGAUAUGGUUAACUUGCCUUAUAUCAUGUUCCGCAUAACUGUUUGGACUUUCUUCUUCUGCCAUUAUUUCUUGUUUGGUGCUUUUAUUUUGUUACGUCUCCUGUUUGGGUUGAAUGCAGUACCUUUACACUAGUUAGAGGGAGCUGGGGAGCACACCCAUGUUCGGGGUAACAUUAAACCAUAUCCUCGCAAAACAUGACACCUUCUCUUCCAAAUGACUGUAAAAUGCUGGAAAAUUUGUUUUAUUUCUAUCGUCCUUGCUGUUUUAUGUACAGAUUACCCCCCCCCCCGAUAUUAAUGAAGGUAUACUAAAAGUUUGUAUAUGAGUCAGUAAAAAUGUAUUCUUAUAUCCUUGUGUUGCUUUUGUGAUUUUAUUUGUAUUACUUCCACUUUUCAUUGCAUAAAAGAAAAAUAUCCCCCAUCCAGACUUUAGAGACUCACCCUUAAAAGUGUCAUUUUUUUAAAUCUCUAAGGCUUGAUCAGUCACAUUUACGACUUUGCCCAUACUAAACGUACAAGACAUGUUACUGUGCACGCCAUCACUAUUUCCCCCCAAAGCAUGGGUAAAAAGGUCAGGGUGUCAUUCAUCCUCUCAGCAGGGGGAGGGGGGGAUAUAAUUUCUGCUGCCAUUCUGCACAUGACAGGAAAAAGGCUAUUAUAAUUAGCAAAAGGUCAGAGUUGAAAUAAACCACUUUGGAUUUAGGUUACAAAUUUCAGUCUGAUUCCAUAGGUCAU
This is a messenger RNA of Doryrhamphus excisus (bluestripe pipefish), 3592 nucleotides long. It is a transcript of the gene prkg3, whose product is annotated as protein kinase cGMP-dependent 3. Gene Ontology annotation, biological process: protein phosphorylation. The record is from RefSeq and is a predicted model, not a curated record. Lineage: Eukaryota; Metazoa; Chordata; Actinopteri; Syngnathiformes; Syngnathidae. Gene Ontology annotation, molecular function: ATP binding; cGMP-dependent protein kinase activity.